Messenger RNA from Galdieria sulphuraria, 1336 nucleotides. RefSeq names its product ferredoxin--NADP+ reductase. The record is from RefSeq and is a predicted model, not a curated record. Bases 150 to 1214 code for a protein of 354 amino acids. The transcript is spliced from 3 exons. Lineage: Eukaryota; Rhodophyta; Bangiophyceae; Galdieriales; Galdieriaceae. Gene Ontology annotation, molecular function: oxidoreductase activity.
GAUUAGCAGCCGAAAUAUUUAUUCAAAACAACUCUUUUUCAUCAUCAACUAAACAAGCUGGACCACGAGUGUGGUGGAUAUCAUCCUCCUCAGGUUCCACUUGGCCACCCCGUUGUUGUUACUUCUUUUUCAUCUCAUCCGUUGUGUUGAUGGCUUUUGUUUCAAGUUGUGCAAACAUUUCUACUAGUCACAAAAUACAAAGAGAACAAAGAGCAAUAUGUGGUGCACAUCGUUAUUUACGUAGUUCCAACUCUUUUAUUCCUUUUCAGGUUGUUUCCAGUGAAUAUUUUUCUCCAAAGUGUUAUGGAGUUCGAAUGGCAGCUCCAGCCUCAUCAAAGCGUGAAGUGCCGUUGAAUAUCUUUCGUCCUAAUAAACCUUUUGAAGCCACUUGUUUGUCAAACGAGCUGAUCGUUGAUAAGGAUGCUCCCGGAGAAACUUGGCAUAUGGUUUUUAAUACGGAUGGUGCUCUACGUUAUAUAGAGGGACAGUCGAUAGGAGUUAUUCCACCUGGUUCAGACGACAAGGGCAAACCUCAUAAAGUGAGGUUAUAUUCCAUCGCUUCUACUAGUCAUGGGGAUCAUAAAGAUGAUAAGACGUUGUCCUUGUGUGUUAAGAGACUUGUAUACACAGAUCCUUCAACAGGAGAAGAAAGAAGAGGUGUUUGUUCCAAUUACUUGUGUGACUUGAAAGCCAACGACAAAGUCAAUAUAUCAGGCCCUGUUGGCACAGUUAUGUUAAUGCCAGAAGAUCAAAAGGCCAAUAUCAUCAUGUUAGCAACAGGGACAGGGAUUGCUCCUUUCCGAGCUUUUCUGUUGAGAGCGUUUAUGGAAAAUAAUCCAGAUUAUCGUUUUGAAGGUAAAAUGUGGCUGUUCUUUGGGGUUCCUACCACCUCCUCUCUCUUAUAUUAUGACGAGCUUGAGAAGAUGGCCAAGGAAAAUCCCAAUCAUUUGAAGAUUGACUAUGCGAUAUCUCGAGAACAAAAGGAUGCCAAUGGAAAGAAGAUGUAUAUUCAGAAUCGUAUGGCAGAGUAUAAAGAGGAAUUGUAUGAACUGUUUCAUCAACCGAAUACUUACAUUUAUAUGUGUGGUUUGAAGGGAAUGGAAAGUGGUUUAGAUGAAGUAAUGGGUCCAGUGUUUGAAGAACGUGGACAGGAUUGGCAAGAGUUUAGAAAGCAGUUGAAGAAGGAAAAACAUCUCCUGAUAGAAACUUAUUAAUAUCAUUUAGUGAACGAGUCUUUAUGUUUGUUUGUGUCUUUUGAGGGAUGAAGUUGAACACUAAGUGGAUGGGGUUCAGUAGUGCGGCUUAUAAAACAGCGUUUUCUUAUGAGCAUUUUUGC